UCUUAACCAUUGAAACUCUAAGAAAGUAGCAGAAAUGUGAAUUGAAAAUAAACCAAAUGAUUAAAAAAAAAGAUAAAAGGUGAACAAUAAAGGUUAGGCUCAGGUCUUUGAUAAAUGGUGGCAGUUAUUGAUGGGUGAUGGGCUAGCUUUAAAUGUAUUUAUGACACAGUGAUUUCAGUCUCAGUCCUGAGAGGAAGUACACAGUACUCUAAAAGCACCGCUGAGAUCUGAGACUGAAGGCCAGGUCACUCUUCGAUGCGUGUCUACAGCCAUAUCUGAGAGAUUCUUCCAGGCUGCUAAUGACCUACCAGUUGAGCUGCCAUGUUCAGCUCCAGUCUCAGCAGUGUCCAAAGAAGGGUCUGGAUCAGCCCAUGUCGUCUUAUAGAGGCUGCUGACAGGCUCUAAACUAGCCGUGGUAUCCACUCUAAAGCUGGUGGUAGCCCAGGUAGGACUGUAUGGUGCAAUGCAACCUAACAUGCAUUUUCAUAUGACACAUAAGCCAACCUAUUCCACUUGUGUUAGCUGUUUUGUUGCUAGCAUUGGGCCAGAUGAUCCCUUGGAUACCGCACUCCUGCUGAUGGGACCACACUCCGACUGAUGGAGAUAUGUGGCCUGGUUGAGACAUGCUGCCAAGUAUGGUUAGCAAAAUCUGCUCAGCUCACAGAUGUGUGUAAAUCAACCCUAACUAAGAGAGCACGCCCCUGAAGCGUAGCGGUUGGCCGUGGUUUGCUUUGCAGACAUAAACUUAGCUCAUUUGACUGUGACUACAUCAGAUCAGUGGUUCCUGAAUAUAAUGUCGCAGGGUGACAAACUGCAGUUCUGUCACUGGUCCAAGUAUUUUCAUGGGUAGGUAAUAAAAUAUUAGUUGACGUUUUGCUGUAACUUGAAACAAUAAAGUUUAGAUUACUUGUGUUUAUCUAGUGGACUCAAACUAUACAGUAAGCUUAUUUACAAUAUUUUCUGUGUAGCCUGAUGGCCUCAAUUAGAAUUUUUGACCCGUCAGUCUUUCCAUAGUGACCCACGUUGUAAGUCAGUUAUAAAUAGAAGUGUACAGUUGUCCUCUCUGAUAUUGUUAUAUGUCUCUGUGUGCUGUUAGAACGACAACCAGCAACCAGGUAGUAAAUAUAAAUCCACAGAUGCUUCACAGGAACAGAGAAGGGAUGAUGUUGGAGUACUUUACUACCGAAGACUGAACCUUUCCUCCCUUUAAAAUAUACUCUUAACUACAUUUAUUGAACACUUUCUGGCUUUGGAGGUGGAACUGACUGACUCACCAUGAAAGAGUACAAUGUGGAUCCACCAGAUGGUGGGUAUGGGUGGGUGGUGGUUAUCUCUGCCUUCUUCUCCAGGGGUCUUACCACAGCCGUCCUUAAGAACUUUGGCCUGUUUUUCCUGGAGAUCCAGAACUACUAUAACGUCCUCACCAGCACUGUGUCAUGGGUCACAUCCACCAGCAUUGCUAUGUUUCAUCUAGGAGCUCCACUUGCUGGAGGUCUUGGCGUCUAUGUCACACAACGUGGUGUUAUGAUGAUUGGUGGAGUUCUGGCUGCUUCAGGCAUGAUCUUUGCCUCGCUGGGUCUGGGCUUGCCAUGGAUGUAUCUGUCUGUAGGAGUUCUUCAAGGGCUCGGUGUAUCCUUCUGCUGGAUGCCAGCUAACAUCAUGGUCAGCCACUACUUCAAACACUGGCGUCCUAUUGCCUUUUCCAUCUCCAGCUCAGGCGAGUGCGUCUUUGCUGUGGCCUUCAGCCCUUUUUUCCAGUGGCUCAUUGAGACCUACUCAUGGCAAGGAGCUCUGCUCAUCAUUGGAGGACUUCAGCUCAAUCUUUUGGUGUGUGGAGCUCUGAUGAGACCUCUCAAACCUAGGGCAUUUUCCCAAUCCCCGACCCUCAUGAUGGACCCAACAUCCAAGAAAGCUCCUUUCCAGUGCUCACUGAUCCAGAGGCCUGAGCUGCUGCUGUACAUUGCCUUUGCCAUCUUGGCUGCCUCUGGUUUCUUCAUCCCACCUCUAUUUCUGGUGCCAUAUGCCAAUCACAAAGGUAUAGAGCAAUACUGGGCUGCCUUCCUCCUCUCCAUUUUGUCCUUGGCUGAUCUGCUAGGCAGGCUGGCCUGUGGUUGGCUGGCUAAUUUGCGCGUGUUGAGGAACCUCCAAGUAUUGGCGAUUGUGUCCAUCUUGCUGGGAGUGGUGGUGCUGCUCCUGCCGCUUGCACAUACCUACUGGCCAAUCAUGGCUUUCACCACACUCUACGGCUUCCUGUUUGGCUGUGUUGUGGCCGUCCACAUCACAAGUAUAGUGGACAUUGUAGGGCUGGCGGGCUUUGACAGUGCACUUGGACUCUUUAUGCUACUGCGAACCUCUGGGGCAUUCAUCGCGCCACCUGCUGCAGGCUGGCUGGUGGACUGGACAGGUGAAUUCAGUGCUGCGUUUUAUCUGGCAGGCCUCUGCUUUAUACUCUCGGCUAUUUUUGUAGUGAUGGUCGACAAGCUGGUGGAGAAGAAGAAUAUCGAUUUGAUGAAAGUCGCAGAUGCUGCUGCUGACAGUGAAACUUGUGCAAUGAAUGGAACGGAUCAUUUCGAAGCGUAAAGACACCAUCAUCAGUAUAUUAUCAUUUUAAACUGUAGAUAAUUUUGUAUAUUUUUUGUGUUGUGAACAGUAAAAAUGUGUGAUUUCCAAAUGGCACCUAAACUAGGGCUGGGUGAUAUGACAAGGUUUUAUUUAGUUUGCAUAAAUUCACAAUACACUUUUCAGAAAAUUAAGACAUUUGUAGCUGAUCAACCUCCAAAAUGCUUAUUAAUUGCAUUGAUUUAUUAAAAAAAAAAGAGAGAGAGAGAGACAUUAAAGAUUAUCUAUACACAUUAUAUACUUAAUAAUUAACUAAUAAUUAACUAACUAAUUAAUAAUAAUAAAUAUUUUAGCUUUAAUAACUGUGUCUUUACCAUAUUGUUCACUAAUAACUGGGACCAUAUACAGAUAACUAAUGUAUUCACUCUCUCACCUCUCAUAACUACAUACUGCAUUACUUAUGAGCUGGUGCAGAGCAGAACAUUUGAGUUUCCUGGGGAAAACUUUAAUUUUUCACCUAUCUGUAUAUAUAGACUAUGUUUGGUUGAUUCAAGAUAGUGACACUUUUCUGUCUUCCAUUUAUAAUUUUGUUGUUUGAAGUGUGUCAUCAUAUUAUUUUGAGGUAUUUAUAUUUACCUGAUUAUUAUUGAAAUUGAAUGAUUGUACUCUUGUACUCUUUAUGUUUUUAUUUAGACCAGCAAAGUACUUGUUGCAAAUUUCGAAGGUCUCAUCUUCUCUCACCUAGCCAAUCACUGUACACUACAUAUCAAUCGAAUGGGUUCCUUUUAGCAUCCAGUCAUUUCAGUUUAGCAUUCCGUCAAGUUCAUCGAAGUAAAAACUCAGGAAUCAUGUCAAUAUAUCAUCUUCAUCAUAUGCUACAGAAGAUAGCUAUAGUAGUAAGUGCUAUAGCCAUCCAUGUGCGUCUGAAUAUGAAUAAGCCACUGGAUUGCAAUGUGGAACUUGAGGAUGAGCGGCCUGGCCUUACCUCAUUAAAAUGUUUCAAUAAAAUGAGGUGUCUCCUUUGCCUCCACUGAAGGCAUGAACUCCAUUUAAUUAAAAAAAAAAAUUCCGUUUAAUUUAAAAAAAAAACAAAAAAACAUGCUGAGUUACUUUUCAUGUGAAAACAUCACAUUAAAUAAAGAUAAAGUUAAACAUAAACUUCAUCAGUUAAAGACAUUUACUUUUUACUUUUUAAUACUUGUGUACAUUCAAAAGUAGAAACUUUUUAACUUUCAGUUAAGUAAUUUUUUUUUUGCUUUGGAUGCUUCCAUUUUUACUACUUUUACUGAAACAUUAUCUAUAUUUCUCAGUAUUUUGUCCACCCCUGGUCAUAAGCAGUACUAACAGCAUUUUGAGGUCAGGGUCCCUGAAGUCAAAAACGUGUUUUUUAAGUGACUGACCCCCCUGCGAUGGCUGUUUGUGAUUAUACAGAUUAGUAUUUGGGUCAAACUUGAUAAUACAGUGACUCUAACUAACCAUGCAGGUUAUGUAACAGGUUAUGUAUUUGCAUUAUCAGACACACUAGAUUUGUUAGAUCUGUUUUGUAAAGUGACACACUGAGCCUAUAUGCAACACAAACUCUUUGAAUCAAUUUGUACAGUUAGGGGUACUAUUGCAAUCUCUUGCUUCAACUGUACUAUUUUGUCUUCAAAAUUAUUUCUCUUGCUUGAUGAUAUACAGUGCCUUGCACAAGCAUUCCUAACCCCCAGCCCUCAAGUAUUCCACAUUGUGUAGUCUUUCAACUUGGAAUUCAAAUGGACAAUUUUUUUUUUUCGUUUGAUUUAUGUAUAACAUUUGAAUGUGCAAAAUAUUGUAUUGUGACACAAAGACUAAUUAAACAAAAAAAGUUGACAUUUACUGGUUGCAUAAGUAUUUACAUUUUUUUUUAUUUGUAAAUCAUUUUGAAAACUAUAUAGAUUUUACACCCACAUCAGUAUUAUGGCCUAUUUUGUGUAGAUUCAUGACAUAUCAUUCCAAAUAUGUCUGUUUCAGGUCCAGGUUGUAACACUACAAAAUGUGGAAUAUACAUAUAUACUGUAUAUAUAAACACUAGCCCACUAUUAGUGCUCAGUCCUAUUCCAGUAAUUUAGCACUUAACAUUCCAACUAUGUUUUAUAUGUCCAGGGACACUAGUAUGGACCUAGAACCAUUGAUAGGUUAAUGAACUGUGGCCUCCAUCCCAACACAAUUUUUAUUCUCCUGGAACCUUCCUUCACUGUGAAUGACUUAUCAUUUACAAGGAAGGCAUAUACCAUGCCUAUAAAGAUAUGUCUACAUUAAAUAUCAUGAUAUUUUUUCUGGAUUGAUUGACUGACCACAAGAUGGCAGUGUCACCCCAAUUGCUGAACAACAAACUCAUGGAAACUGGAAAAAGUGUCAUUGCCUUGAAUGAACCAUGCAGAUGAGCAAUAGAGUGUGUGAGUAAGGUGCAGUACAGCUUCAGUGCUCCUUGGCAGUCUCUGAAACUGUACAGGAGAUAUGAACACAAUUUUUCCUAAAGACAUUCCUUCGUUCAGUGUUUUGAUGAUGGUGGUGGAGAGGGUGCUGUUUCUCCCAUAUAUGUUCAGUUGGGUUGAGGUUUGGUAAAUGUGAAGGCUAUUGCAUGAGCCCUCCUUCCCUGUGGAUGCUGUGGAGUCAUCCUGGA
Molecule: messenger RNA, 5203 nt
Organism: Pangasianodon hypophthalmus (striped catfish)
Lineage: Eukaryota; Metazoa; Chordata; Actinopteri; Siluriformes; Pangasiidae
Exons: 5
Coding region: 1276-2580 (434 amino acids)
Biological process (GO): transmembrane transport; monocarboxylic acid transport
Molecular function (GO): monocarboxylic acid transmembrane transporter activity
Source: RefSeq, a predicted model, not a curated record